AUGACUAGUGCAGCGGCUACCAGUUCGUCUACGACUGCGUCAUCGUCGACGGAGAAUAUUGCGGAAGUGGUGAAACCUAUCAAGAAGUCGACUUUCAUGAUGCUCAGUCCAGAAGUUGCUUCGUAUUUCGUGGCUGGAGGAUGUGCGGGAGCAGCUUCGAGGACCGUCGUCAGCCCUUUGGAACGGCUGAAGAUCAUUCAACAGGUACAGCCGCGGGGCAGUGAUGCACAAUACAGGGGAGUAUGGCGAAGUUUACUUAGGAUGUGGAAGGAAGAAGGCUUCCAGGGCUUCAUGAGAGGGAAUGGGAUUAACUGUCUGCGCAUAGUUCCAUACAGUGCCGUCCAAUUCACUACCUACGAGCAGCUGAAGAAGUGGUUUACUAAACAUGGUUCGAAAGAACUCGAUACCCCGAAACGACUGGCUAGUGGUGCGCUCGCUGGUAUCACCUCUGUCUGUUCGACAUACCCCCUGGACCUCGUGCGCUCCCGACUAUCGAUUGCGACUGCUUCUAUAUCCCUCGCCGCAGCACCCCUUGCGACGAAGACCGCACCUGCAAACGCGGUCGCAGGGCAACAAGUCAAGCUCGUGUCUGCUUACCACACUUCGUCAGCCGUUGCCUCCGGCUUGAAGAAUGCGGCCACUUCUACCUAUACCAAGGCCGAUUUGACGAUAUGGGGCAUGACGUUAAAGAUCAUGCGUGAGGAAGGUGGCGUGCGCGCCUUGUACCGUGGGUUGGUGACGACCGCUGUAGGCGUGGCGCCCUACGUCGGCAUUAACUUUGCUGCGUAUGAAUUCUUGAGAGGGAUUGUCACUCCUCCAGGAAAGAGCAGUGUCUGGCGGAAGCUGAGUUGCGGUGCACUGGCUGGCUCGAUUUCACAAACAUUAACAUAUCCUUUCGAUGUGCUGCGUCGUAAGAUGCAGGUGACCGGUAUACAGGGCGGCGCGAUCAAAUACAAUGGUGCUAUCCACGCCUUGACAAGCAUCGUACGGUCUGAAGGCAUUGCGGGACUUUACCGGGGCCUAUGGCCAAAUCUACUCAAAGUCGCACCUAGCAUCGCGACCUCUUUUUUCACAUAUGAACUAGUAAAGGAGUUCUUGAUUCCACCAUAG
Molecule: messenger RNA, 1110 nt
Organism: Psilocybe cubensis
Lineage: Eukaryota; Fungi; Basidiomycota; Agaricomycetes; Agaricales; Agrocybaceae
Product: putative mitochondrial carrier
Exons: 9
Coding region: 1-1110 (369 amino acids)
Biological process (GO): transmembrane transport
Source: RefSeq, a predicted model, not a curated record